This is a messenger RNA of Suricata suricatta (meerkat), 4776 nucleotides long. RefSeq names its product erythrocyte membrane protein band 4.1 like 2 (gene EPB41L2). Gene Ontology annotation, cellular component: plasma membrane; cytoskeleton. Lineage: Eukaryota; Metazoa; Chordata; Mammalia; Carnivora; Herpestidae. Gene Ontology annotation, molecular function: structural molecule activity; actin binding. The record is from RefSeq and is a predicted model, not a curated record. Bases 364 to 3513 code for a protein of 1049 amino acids. The transcript has 23 exons. Gene Ontology annotation, biological process: cortical actin cytoskeleton organization.
GCUGAGUCCUCUGACGGCCCCAGCCAGGGAAUUUCAAUUUGAAACCCAGCGAAGGGAGGAGGCGGGUGCGGCGGUCGGGCGGCUGGGGCCGGAGCUGGACCAGUCCCCGCAGCGAGCGAGCCCCAGAGGUGCAGUGUCCGGGUCCCAUCUCCAAAUAAUCCUCACAUUGAGAGUUAGUGCUUCAGCAUAUGAAUUUGGAGACACGAUUCAGGAGCUACAGGGGUGACCGGAGAUUCCUGAAUGCGUGCUAGACAUCUGCCAUUGGCACUGGCACCGGAUCCAGUGCUGCACUACACGUCAGGAGUUCUGAUGCUUCCAGAUUCUGUGGACUGAUACAUUUCAGAAGAAGCAUAAGCUGUAACCAUGACCACGGAAGUAGGCUCCACGUCUGAAGUGAAGAAGGACCCUGAACAGUUAGGAGCAGAUGCAGAUACAGCCAAGGAGAAAUCUAAAGAAGCAGCGGAAAAUCAGCAGAACCAGUCCUCCUCUGGAUCGGAGGAGGAAAAAGGUUCCCAAUCACCUCCUGCAGCUGAAAGCCAAAGUAGUCCACGCCGCCAGAAGAGAGAGAAGGAUUCAUCGGAGAGCAGGGGGAUUUCUCGGUUCAUACCCCCGUGGCUCAAGAAACAGAAGUCCUAUACUUUAGUCGUGGCCAAAGAUGGAGGAGAUAAAAAAGAGCCUACCCAAGCUGUUGCCGAGGAGAUUUUAGAUAAAGAAGAAUCUCUUCCCGAAGGAGAGAGGGAGGCCAAGGGUGAUGCUGGAGAAACCGCUCAGAGAAAACAGGAGAUUAAAGCUGAUGUCAAGGAAGAGAAGCCUUCAGUGAGUGGUCCUGUGGCCCAGCCUGCUGAAGAAGUAAAUAAGGAGAGAGAAGAGAAGGCUAAGGAAAUACAGGAAGACAAAUCAGAAGAAGCAAAACGGGAGACCAAGGAGGUGCAGACCAAUGAGCUAAAAUCAGAGAAGGCUGCUCAGAAAGCCACCAAGAAGGCCAAAACAGUCCAGUGUAAAGUGACCCUCCUGGAUGGCACCGAGUACAGCUGUGACCUGGAGAAACGUGCGAAGGGACAAGUGCUGUUUGACAAAGUGUGUGAACAUCUCAAUCUCUUGGAAAAGGACUACUUUGGACUUUUAUUUCAGGAAAGCCCUGAACAGAAAAACUGGCUAGAUCCUGCAAAAGAAAUAAAGAGACAGCUACGAAAUCUUCCUUGGCUGUUCACCUUUAAUGUGAAGUUUUAUCCUCCUGAUCCUUCUCAACUGACUGAAGAUAUCACCAGAUACUUCUUGUGCCUUCAGCUCCGGCAGGACAUUGCCUCUGGCCGCCUGCCCUGCUCUUUUGUGACUCAUGCCCUCCUGGGCUCUUACACACUGCAAGCUGAACUUGGGGACUAUGACCCAGAAGAGCAUGGCAGCAGUGACCUCACUGACUUCCAGUUCGCCCCCACACAGACCAGGGAGCUGGAAGAGAAGGUGGCAGAGCUGCAUAAAACGCACAGGGGCUUAUCUCCAGCACAAGCCGAUUCUCAGUUCUUAGAAAAUGCAAAGAGGCUCUCCAUGUAUGGUGUUGACCUACAUCAUGCCAAGGACUCAGAAGGUGUGGACAUCAAGCUGGGUGUGUGCGCUAACGGGCUUCUCAUUUACAAAGACAGACUGAGAAUCAAUCGUUUUGCUUGGCCGAAAAUCUUGAAAAUUUCCUAUAAGCGCAGUAACUUCUACAUUAAAGUUAGGCCCGCAGAGCUCGAACAAUUUGAGAGCACCAUUGGCUUCAAACUGCCAAACCAUCGGGCAGCAAAAAGGCUAUGGAAAGUGUGCGUGGAACAUCAUACUUUCUACAGACUUGUGUCUCCAGAACAGCCACCGAAGGCCAAGUUCCUGACCCUGGGGUCCAAAUUCCGCUACAGCGGCCGCACCCAAGCCCAGACCCGCCAGGCAAGCACCCUCAUUGACAGGCCAGCGCCACACUUUGAGCGCACCUCUAGCAAACGGGUCUCCAGGAGUCUAGAUGGAGCUCCAGUUGGUGUUGUCGAUCAAAGUCUUAUGAAGGAGUUUCCUGGCCCUGCUGGGGAGGUCUCAGCAUAUGGCCCCGGAGCUGUCAGCCCCGCCAUGGUUCAGGAUGGCGAUGGCAGAAGGGACCUCAGGAGCCCAGCUAAAAUCCCACAUGUGCAAUUCAUUGAAGGAAAGAAAAAUUCCCUGAGAGUAGAAGGGGAUAAUAUUUAUGUCAGACAUAGCAAUUUAAUGUUGGAGGACCUCGAUAAGGCCCAGGAGGACAUACUGAGACAUCAGGCUAGCAUUAGUGAACUCAAGCGCAAUUUUAUGGAAUCCACACCUGAGCCGCGCCCUAAUGAAUGGGAAAAACGACGUAUCACACCUCUGUCCCUACAGACACAAGGGAGCAAAGGAGAACAUCUUUUCAAGGAUAUUUUAUCCGUGAAGGAGAAGCAUCAGAUGGCGGCAACACGGACAGUUGAAGAAAAAGUCCAGGAGGCAGACAAGAAACGCGCUCCCGAGUCAGAAGGGCCUUGCGCUGGAGCCAGUGAUGCUGUUAAGAGUUCACAUGAGACUCUGAAUGUAGUGGAGGAGAAGCAGCAGGCAGAGGUUGGGAAAGACGAAAGAGUAAUCACAGAAGAAACGAACGGUAAAGAGCUAUCACCUGGGAGUGGUCCUGGGGAGACCCGUAAGGUGGAGCCUCUGACGCAAAAGGACUCCACCUCCCUGUCUUCUGAGAGCAGCAGCGGCAGCGAGAGCGAGGAGGAGGAAGACGUGGGCGAGUACCGGCCCCACCACCGUGUGACCCAGGGCACCAUCAGGGAAGAGCAGGAGGAGUAUGACGAAGAGGUGGAGGAAGAAGCCGGCCGAGCAGCUAAGGUAGUAGAGAGGGAGGACCCAGUGCCAGAAGCCAGCCCAGUCAGACAAGCAGGUGCCAGUGUAAGCGCAGUAGACACAGUGACCCGGGAGAAUGUAGUUGCCCCAAAGCUAUCUGCAGAGAAGAGUGUACACGAAGGCGCUAUUAAACAAGACAUGAGCGAAGAACCCGAGGACGAGCAACACAAAGUUAACGGAGAGGUGUCUCAUGUUGACAUUGAUGUUUUGCCACAAGUUAUUUGUUGUUCAGAGCCACCAGUGGUUAAAACAGAGAUGGUAACAAUUUCUGAUGCCUCCCAAAGGACAGAAAUCUCCACCAAGGAAGUCCCUAUUGUCCAAACUGAGACCAAAACCAUCACAUAUGAGUCUCCACAGAUUGAUGGCGGGGCUGGUGGUGACUCGGGGACGUUACUGACGGCACAGACCAUCACAUCCGAGUCCGUGUCGACGACGACGACGACACACAUCACCAAGACUGUGAAAGGUGGAAUAUCUGAAACACGAAUUGAGAAACGCAUCGUGAUCACUGGAGAUGCGGACAUUGAUCAUGACCAGGCGCUGGCCCAGGCCAUCAGGGAAGCCAGAGAGCAGCACCCCGACAUGUCGGUCACAAGAGUGGUGGUGCACAAAGAAACGGAGUUGGAAGAAGGGGAGGAGUAAGUAAGACAUGCAUUUUCUAAACAACAUUCAACUUCGUGAACCUGAAGAAUUUUGACCAUUCCAAGUCUUAAUGCCACACCACUACUCCAGCGAAUUUGUACUAUGACUGGUAACCGUGACCAGGAGCCUGAAGAAUUAAAAUGCCAACAACCAAACCUUACCUUAACAGCUCUGGUCUAUACUGUUCCCUCGCAUUUUAAUACAAUGUUUUGUUUUAUAACCACUUCUAAAUAUUCUUGAUGAUUAUUAUUUUUUUUAAUUAGGGAGUUUUGUUUUUGUUUCCCGUUUACUUUGUGUACAACUACCCGCUUUUUAAUCACUCCUGUUGAUCCAAUGAGAGUGAACAAAGCCAGCCCCGGCUGGUGAGGUGUUUGUUCACUUGACCAGGUGCUGUUGUGUGGAAAGGAAACUCGGUGACUAAUUUCAGUAGCAUCUUUCCUAUCUUCCAGACUCUUCCCGUCGAAAUCUCACAGUACAUAUCUACAGAUUUUUCAGACUGCAGUCAAUAUCCUGUACGAGAAAACAUUAAUACAGAUUAAAAGCAUUUCUUACAUCUUGAAAAUUUUCUAAUGUUUGAGAAUUUCAUUGGGGAUAUUUUUUAUAUUGAACCCCGUUGACUUUCCAGUCCUCUGACUUUGUGCUGAAAAGUCCAAAGUCAGAGAAUGUCCAGACUGGAGAUCACAAAGAAGUUCACUGACCACGCACUGUGUUUAGAGACCCUGUCACACCACAGUGCCAAUGCUUCUCAGACACGUGCCCUUCGGCAGCAUUCCAGAAACAGGAGGGGAGGAGGAGGAGAAAAUCGUUGCUUCCCUUCUGCUAAGAUAUUCAGGCAGCUUAAAACCUUAGUGCUUUCUUUCUUAACAUGUCCAAAUUUCAAUACUUUCCAUUAUUUGAACACACUUGUGUAGAACACUUGUUUUGUAUUAAACCUCCUUGUCUACUUGUAAAACUGACCUUUUGUUACAGAGCAGGUGUAUCUGUUUCAGAUAGUUGAAUGAUUCACACAAGGUUGAGGACGCCGGGGAGAGGAGUACGGGCUGUGGUGGUGUUUUUGAUGGUUGUGAGGAAGCUGUACCAUUUACCAGCGGACACCAGAGACCUGAUAGGGACCCAUUAACUGUAUUGAACGUUUUUUCCUUUGCUUUUGACCCUUUGUAUAGUUACAAUGCCAGAUUAGAUUUAUAGCAGCUUCAAGUUGUAUUAAAUGAUAUUUUGCUUUCCAUAAUACUGUUAUAAAAUAAAGUUUGUUUAUUCUCUGAA